Impatiens glandulifera is the source of this 2301-nucleotide messenger RNA. Its product is annotated as subtilisin-like protease SBT5.4. The transcript is spliced from 9 exons. The coding region runs from base 1 to 2247 and encodes 748 amino acids. Gene Ontology annotation, biological process: proteolysis. The record is from RefSeq and is a predicted model, not a curated record. Lineage: Eukaryota; Viridiplantae; Streptophyta; Magnoliopsida; Ericales; Balsaminaceae. Gene Ontology annotation, molecular function: serine-type endopeptidase activity.
AUGGGAUCUCAUAAACAUGAAUUGCACGAGGCUGCUCAAUUUAAAGAAAGUAUUCACACUUCUCAUAGCGAAUUUCUCUCUUCUUUCCUCUCAAGGGAAGAGAAUGCUAACGAUGAGAUUAUCUAUUCGUACACAAACGAAAUCAAUGGGUUUGCAGCUCGGCUCGACGAGAACCAAGCAGCAGCAAUCGAGAAACAUCCAAAUGUUGUAUCGGUUGUAUUAAACAAACCGUUACAAUUACAUACUACACGUUCAUGGGAGUUUCUUUUCGGAGGAAAGGUUUCAACUUCCUCCCUUCCAAGUUCGCCAUUGUGGACCAAGAAAAUAUUAAUUUUUUCGAUUACAGGGGUUUGGCCCGAGUCGAAAAGUUUCUCAGACGACGCUUAUGGUCCGGUUCCUUCGCGAUGGAAGGGUUCUUGUCAAAACGAUACUCUAAUUGGUGUCCCUUGCAAUAAUAAACUAAUUGGGGCUAAAUUCUACAACAAAGGGAUAAUUUCAUCAGGAGAGAAAAUUAGCCCUAAUUUGAACUCUGCUCGGGAUUUCGUGGGACAUGGAACGCAUACACUUUCUACCGCCGGCGGAAACUUUGUCGCCGGCGCCGAUGUGUUCGGCGUCGGAAACGGAACUACAAAAGGCGGAUCUCCUAGAGCUCGUGUGGCUGCGUAUAAGGCAUGUUGGGAAAAAGGUUGUAGUGACCCUGAUAUGAUGGCGGCCAUGGAUGCAGCUAUCCAUGACGGAGCUGAUAUCAUCUCGUUAUCACUUGGCGGUGCUCUACGUCCUUAUAUGGAUGAUACCAUCGCGAUUUCCAGCUUUCACGCUAUUAAGAAAGGUAUUGUUGUUGUUUGCUCUGCUGGAAAUUCCGGACCUUCUCUUGGAACAGUUGCAAAUGUCGCUCCUUGGAUACUCACCGUUGGCGCUAACACCAUUGAUCGUGAGUUUGAGACGACGGUUAAGCUCGGCGAUGGCCGCGUCUUUCAGGGAACAAGUUUGACUAGGGGUUUAUCGAAUUACAAAUUAUAUCCUAUUAUUUCUGGAGAUCAAGCAGCUGUAACUGGAGUAUCUACAUCUGAUGCUUUGUUAUGCUUAAAUGGGACAUUGGAUGUAACAAAAGUUAAAGGAAAGAUUGUGGCUUGUGUUCGAGGGACAAAUGGUAGAGUAGGCAAGGGUUUGGAAAUUAUCGAAGCAGGUGGUAUUGGGAUGGUUCUUUGUAACAGUGAAACCGAUGGAAACGAUGUGAUAUCUGAUCUUCAUGUUAUCCCAACUUCACAUGUCAAUUAUACAACCGGUCUUUCUAUUUUGAAAUACAUCAAUUCCACUGCAAACCCGACUGCUUAUAUUUCUUCUGCAAAGACAGUUAUCGGCACAAAACCUGCUCCAACCAUGGCUUCUUUUUCCUCACGUGGUCCAAACCUAGUCACACCAGAAAUUCUCAAGCCAGACAUAACUGCACCUGGAGUAAAUAUCUUGGCCUCUUUUUCGGAAGGAACAAGCCCAGCAGAGAUUGAAUCUGAUCCGCGAAGGAGUCCAUUCGCAACUCAAUCUGGUACAUCUAUGUCUUGCCCUCAUAUUUCUGGAAUUGCAGCCCUAAUCAAGAAAGUCCACCCUGAUUGGAGCCCUGCUGCCAUUAAAUCUGCCAUCAUGACCACUGCCAGGAUAAGAGACAAUACAGGUAAACCCAUGCUUGAUUACGACGGUCAAAAGGCAACACCUUUUAGUUAUGGAGCCGGACAAGUACGACCAAACAGGGCAAUAAACCCAGGAUUGGUUUACGACUUAACCAUUAACGACCACUUGGAUUUCCUUUGUGCAAUCGGUUACAAAGAGAAAGAUGUUCAACUUGUAUCUGGGACACCUUACAAAUGUCCUAAGAAUGUCAAUUCUUUGAACUACAAUUAUCCUUCUAUAUCCAUCCCAAACUUGACCAAACCUACCAAAGUGACUCGAACUUUGAAGAAUGUGGGACAGCCGGGUGUGUACACAGCUCGUGUUCGUGGACCGCCUGGAGUAUUGGUUACUGUGGAACCUACUACCUUGAAAUUUGAAAAAGCUGGGGAAGAGAAGAGCUUUACGAUGAGUCUCGGAAAGAUAAAUGGUGCAAAUAUAACCCUAGACUUUGUUUUCGGAGAACUACUAUGGACUGAUGGAAAGCAUAAUGUGAGGAGUCCUAUUUCUGUUGGAUUUCAUGAUUUACAAUAUCUUACAAACCAACAAGCAACUACUGGUAUUUUCGAUAAGAAGAUGAUCUAGAAAGGAAAUAUAGUAUUUGUUUCUUUUUGUUUUUUUUUUCAUUGUAUCUUUUUU